Molecule: messenger RNA, 2074 nt
Organism: Pelmatolapia mariae (spotted tilapia)
Lineage: Eukaryota; Metazoa; Chordata; Actinopteri; Cichliformes; Cichlidae
Gene: gfra3
Product: GDNF family receptor alpha 3
Exons: 8
Coding region: 440-1807 (455 amino acids)
Biological process (GO): nervous system development
Cellular component (GO): external side of plasma membrane; signaling receptor complex
Molecular function (GO): signaling receptor activity
Source: RefSeq, a predicted model, not a curated record
GACCAAACGAAGCCGCGUUAUGAUGACUGUCUGCGUGCACAGCUGUAGCCCAGUCACAUUUUCUCCAUCCAGUUGAAUUCUCCGAGCAGAGCUGCGUGAAAGCGAACCUUUGGCACAACAGCAGUCACAAUCUCCCUCUCAGAGCGUUCUCGCUGGCGCGUACUUUGCACCGAGACAUUCCUCCGAGGCUUCUCCUUUCUUUCCUCUGGAGACUGAAACUUAAAGGACUUUCCCGUCGCAGGGCAGAGAACAGGGGGACGCACGGAUAGUGUCAGUGCGGUAAAUGUAGCAGCGGGCUGUGUGUCUUACUGAGCGGUGCUGUUGGACUAGCCGAGAACGCACCACGGACUAGCCGAGAACGCACCGCGUCCCGUCCCACAUCCUCCUUUUUAAUUCCCCACUCCCCGUCCCUCCAAAGGGUGUCCCGAACAAGACCACCAUGAUUCUGAACGGAUUUGCGCUCGUUCUUUACAUCUCAGGUGUGUUGCCAUCCUCAGCAUCCAUCUUUAACUUCCCUGCCCCCACCAUUGACUGUGUUGAAGCUCAUCGUGUGUGCUCCGUUGAACCCACGUGCGAGGCAUUGUAUCGAGGCUUGGAGCUAUGUGCAGAAGAUGCAGCGGUGUCCCCGCAGGCAGAACAGUUGGCAUCUGAGUGCAUGGAGAGACGGGAUGCCCUGCUAGCCAAACACCCCUCUCUACUGACCUGCAAAUGUCAGCGUGGUUUCCGUAAGGAGGAGCUGUGUCUGCGCAUAUACUGGAGGGUUCGCCUGCUGCCAGGGGAGGAGGAGCUGGAAAUAUCUCCAUAUGACGACAUGCUUGUGGAUACACACAUGGCUUCGUUAGUGGCAGCCUCAUCUUUCAUGCAACUGGGUGGUGAGAACCAGUGCUUGAAGGCAGCACAAGACUGUGGCUUGUACGAAAAGUGUGGUAACCUACGAUCAGAAUAUGUGCUAGCCUGCACAAAGCCGAUGCCUGGUACCAACAGAUGUAACCAACACAAAUGCCACCGAUCAUUACGUCGCUUUCUGGAGCGGGUGCCAGAAGAGUACAGCCUGGGUGUCCUAUUCUGCCGCUGCACUGAUACCCUGUGUGGUGAGAGGAGAAGGAAAACCAUUGUACCCUCCUGCUCCUACCACGACAAAGAAGGUCUGCAACUGAACUGCCUCCAUCAGCAAAGCUUCUGUCGCCGAGACGACCUUUGCAGGUCCAGACUGGCUGAUUUCCUCAAUAACUGCCAACCAUCUCAUCUGACAGCCAGCGGCUGCCUGAAAGAUUCAGCAGGCCUCUGUCUCCGAGCCUAUGCCGGACUCAUAGGUACCAUCAUGACGCCCAACUACAUCAGUAACAGCUCUGCAGAUGUGUCGCUGUGGUGCAACUGUGAAGGCAGUGGCAACCAGUGGCAGGAAUGUCUGAAACUGCAACGCAUCUUCACCCACAACAGCUGCCUGCGUAACUCCAUCAGCUGGAUGGGGAGCCUCGGCUUGCUGCCUGCAGACAUCACCCAACCUCCAGCGCCUAGACCCUCCCCGCUGGUUCAGAAGGAUGAACUGCUGAAGAAUAACCACCUGCCUGAGCACAACAACAUUGUGUUGGACAGUAAGGAAGAGGAGGAAUUGACACAAACAGAAGAUGAGCAGGAGGGUGCAGAUGGUGGCCAGUUUGAUGUCAUCCCGCUCUACUCAGAGAGGGCUACUGUCUCCAACCUGGGCUCUUCUGGGACUGGGGGGUCCACAUCUCUGACCACUGGCCCCGCUAAAGCCAUGCUACUCCUGCUUCUUCUCCUGUCAUUUUCCCUCAGCUGGCUGUAAAACACAGGAUGGAAAGAAAUUACAUACACACAACUAUUUUAGAUUCAUUGCUGUAAAAUUAUAAUUCCAAAAUUGAAAAACUGACUUUGCCAUUUGUCUGUAGAAUCCCUCGAUCCCCAUGCUCUGCCCUCUAACCUAAACAUGGCUCUUUUUUCUUUUUCAAUGUGACUGAAGGUAAAAGGUCUGAUGAGCACAGAAAUCCUAGUUGUGGUCGGGUGUUCAUAUACUGCAAUUAUUAAUAAGCAUAAUAAAGCUGUUCAUAUCACC